AUGACUUGCUUAGAAGAGCUUCCUACAGAGAUCAAGGGCCUCAUAAUGGACGAGAUUUCAUUGCUGCCAAACCCUUAUAGCAACCUUCUCAAUUUGGCACACACGUGCAAGCAGCUUUCCACCCAUGCCCUUCCUCAUCUUUAUCUCAACGAUGUCAGGAACUCAUUGGGGGUUGACAACUCUGAGUCAAAUAUGCCCCUGGCCCUCCAGUGGGCUUGCUGGUUCGGAGUCUUGGAGGCAGCCAAAAUGUCGUUAGAAGGUCUACGAAGAGCUGGCGUGGUAAAUAUCAAGCGCAAAAUCGACCAGACUUUCGACAACGGAACCCUCUACAACUUGCGUUGCAAGAAAGCGAAGAAGACGGGGCCUUCUGGUCCAGCUUUAAGUUAUGGAUACUUGCAUUGGGGGAGCCGAAGUGGUCUUUUGCAUUUGGCGUGUCUGCGCGGAAAUACAGCCAUUGCCGAAUUACUUAUAAGCACUGGCGCUGAUCCGGAUGCCCCAGAUGGAAAGGGCCUUCCUCCAUUGGCCUAUGCAUUGAACGAAGACGUAGUCAAGUUUCUUAUCAAAAGGGGAGCCGAUGUCAAUGUGACUCACAGCGGUUCAGACGAAACUGCAUUAUGCCAUCUCAUAUCCUGGGGACCAAGGGAUCAGUGCGACUGGCAGAAAGAGUUCAACACACCUCACGGUGGUGGUGCUCUCAACCUAUCAGACAUCCACCAAGAUCAACUUGGUGCUAUCCGCUAUCUUAUCCUCCAUGCGAACGCGGAUAUUUAUGCAAAUAAGAUUGACAGAGUCAACCCUCUACGCAUGGCCGCACUGACACGAUACAUUGAAGUCGUCCAAAUUCUUUUGGAAGCCGGUGCUUCGUCAAACCCACUCAGCAUCGCGACGAAUAGCAAGAGGUUCUUACUUGCGGAUGCUUUGAAAUCGAGCCGGAAUCACUGCGUUGUCAACAUGCUUCUAGAGUUUGGGGCCGAGGCUGACCUUGAUCAAAUACCUGACCACGAUCUCACCAAAUUGGAGGGCGACCAGCUUCCCAUCAUGCACCUUACAACGCCAGGCAGUAAUCCACGAUAUGCGAAAGAAGAAGCUGACAUGGCAGAAAUUAUCUGCAAGAAAAUCAAGCACUUCAACAUAGUUGUUGACGGGCACCGGCCGCUAUGGCACUAUGUGAGGCAAGGACGGAUAGAUAUUGGCCGAAUUUUGAUAAAGCACGGUGCAAGUCCUCAACUAGCAAACGUUGAGGUCUUAGAUGAUGUUCUAGAGCUGGUGGCAAACUGA
Messenger RNA from Fusarium venenatum, 1278 nucleotides. RefSeq names its product ankyrin repeat-containing domain protein. Gene Ontology annotation, molecular function: protein binding. Gene Ontology annotation, cellular component: nucleus; cytoplasm. Lineage: Eukaryota; Fungi; Ascomycota; Sordariomycetes; Hypocreales; Nectriaceae. The record is from RefSeq and is a predicted model, not a curated record.